Trypanosoma grayi is the source of this 1029-nucleotide messenger RNA. RefSeq lists its product as hypothetical. Lineage: Eukaryota; Euglenozoa; Kinetoplastea; Trypanosomatida; Trypanosomatidae. The transcript has a single exon. The record is from RefSeq and is a predicted model, not a curated record. Bases 1 to 1029 code for a protein of 342 amino acids. Gene Ontology annotation, molecular function: protein binding.
AUGCCUGAGAGGGUGAGGCGUGAUGGGAGCAGUGAGACGUCGGAGUAUAGUCUGAGAGCGACGGGGAGUGGCCGCGAUGGCAUCGAUUGCCUUGUGCCACCAGCUUACUUCCGACAGCCGGUGCCUCUGCAAGAAGUUCGCACGCACUAUGUGAUUCGUGGUGGCGACAGCACCGAAGACGCCGUUACUUCCCCCACGAAACGGGUGGACGUUCUCCUUGACGAGGACGCGAAGGAGGACACCAAGCAGAAUCUGCUGAAGGCGCUCGUUGGCCAGCCGGAGCACCGGUGUAGUUUAUCGUCUGUGGUACCCUGUGUAGAGGACGCUGUCGCCUUGCGCCUCGUCGGAACGCACUGCAAUGCGUCCCACGUGGCAUCCCCGCAGCUGAUGGUGCAGAUUCUCUCGGUCGUGCUGUCGGUCCGCACGAGCCCGGAACGUGAGAGCAUCGGCUGCAUCGCCAGCAUUGAUUUGAGCCACACAGUGCUGGGAGCCGUCGGCGUUGACGGGCCCCCGCUCCGCUUCGGCGCGGAUGACAACCAACACCCACAACCCGCCACAAACAUUGUGUUUUUCCCCGAUGAAGGGCGCAGGCGUGGCACGAUGAAGCGGGAGCGACUUGACGCGCUGGCGCUGCGCAGCCUCGCCCUCGCGUACAUUGCGCCGCUGCUGUGGGUGCCGGGGCUCGGUCACUUUAGAAUCAGGGAGCUCGUGUGCCGCCACUGCUGCCUAGGGGACCGCGAUGCCGACGCCCUUGCGUUCAUUCUGCGCAAGCGCCGCUCUGCCCACCACAUGUGCGUGUUAGAGCACAUUGAUCUUUCCUUCAACAAUAUCACCGACAGUGGCGCCGACGCUCUGAAAAAAGCGGUCAAGUACAACAGGCACGUCAAGGUUUUGUGCCUUGCGGGGAACAGGGGCAUCGCGAAGAUGCAGACUCUCGAUAUUAUACGGGAGCGUCUAGCGAAGAAUCGUGAAGGGCGAUCCAAUUUGACUGCGUUGCAGCACUUGAAGUGGCUCGUGAAGGGGCGAUAG